GGUAGGCGGAGUUAAACCGAGCGCAACUCUGCGGGUCUGGCCAUGGAGAAGCAGCUGCGCCCAGGGGUCGGAGUUGGGGUGGUGAUCAGGAGCCCCGGGCACCCUGGUUGCGUCCUAGUAGGCAAGCGGAGAAGUGUCGUCGGAAAGGGCUUCUUCCAGCUUCCCGGAGGGCACUUAGAGUUUGGUGAAAGUUUGGUAGAAUGUGCAAAGAGAGAAACUUUAGAAGAAGCUGCUUUGCAUCUAACAAAUGUGCAGUUUGCUUCAGUUGUAAAUGCUGCCAGUUUAAAGGACAAUUACCAUUAUGUCACCAUCCUAAUGAAAGGAGACAUUGAUAUGAAUCAUGAAUCUGAACCAAAGAAUCUGGAACCUGAUAAAAAUGAAAGUUGGGAAUGGGUAAAAUGGGAUGAGUUUCCACCAGCCAAUAAACUCUUCUGGCCCCUACGCUGCUUAAGAGAACAAAAUUAUAACCCUUUCAAAGAAGAAUUAAACCACCUGAUUGGGUAUACUGGAAAUUUCUAAAAAUUAUAUUUUCUGGAUUUAAAACAAUUUAUCAAUAGGCCCCUACGAAGAGACUUUUGUUAUCAGUGCCAAGUUGUACAUUUGCUCUAAAUACUUGGAACCAACCUCUGUCAAUACUGCAUGAAUGGCAGUAAUCAUAUUCCCUCCAAAAGCUGUAGUUUGGCACACAGUUUCACAUAUUUUUCUUUACAACAUAUUUAAUACAGUGAUGUAUCCUAAUAUAUAGAGCUUAAUGCGUACUUGUGAUACUGAUGGUUUUAUUAUUGGUCAACGUAGCUGCAAUAAUGCAUUCUAUAUUUUGUCACUUUGCUCUGUGAGAAAAGAUGAUUGAUUGUAUAGUAAAAGUAUUAUAGUUGCGUCCAUAAAUGAUAUGAUCUAAUCACAAAAGGUCCAUAUUGUAAACUGUCUUCCCAUUCUAAUCCAUUUUGCUCUCUGACUUAAGAGUACCACCAUUGGAAAAAAAGCAAAAUUACUACCAGUGUGCAAGCCUUUUUUCAUCAUGAAAACCUGUGAAACGUUUCCAAUAAUGGGAAAAAACCCUUAACAUGUUUCUAUGCAACCCAUAUUGUGUUUAGUUUUCCAUUAGUUAUUUUUGCAUGAUAAUGCUGAACCAAAAUGUGUUCAGCCAUAUUAGCUCAAUAUAUUGUGUGGAUUUUGCCUAUGGUUAACUGAGUUAACCAGGAACUAUGAAAAUCCAUUUCGUGUCAACUGAGCCUUUAAUUUUUUUCAAGAAAAUUAUUUUUAAACAAAAAGCCUUUGAUUUGGGGAUAUUUUAAUUAGAAAGAAAAA
Molecule: messenger RNA, 1308 nt
Organism: Notechis scutatus (mainland tiger snake)
Lineage: Eukaryota; Metazoa; Chordata; Lepidosauria; Squamata; Elapidae
Gene: NUDT15
Product: nudix hydrolase 15
Biological process (GO): dGTP catabolic process
Cellular component (GO): cytosol
Molecular function (GO): 8-oxo-7,8-dihydrodeoxyguanosine triphosphate pyrophosphatase activity
Source: RefSeq, a predicted model, not a curated record